AUGGCUUUCGGCCCACCGAGGGCGAAGAGGACCGUCGCUGCGCACUUCUGGACGCGUUAUGGAUUGACCACCCAUAACGCCGUAGACCGCAUGGUCUACGUUGCGGCUCAGCCGGGUAAUUUUUACCCGGCUGAGCACAUCCAGACCCUCACACGCCACACCACCCAAGCCAACUACCACCACAGCGACAACGACAACGCCACAAUCACAACGACACCACAAUCACAACUUUAA
Molecule: messenger RNA, 234 nt
Organism: Caenorhabditis remanei
Lineage: Eukaryota; Metazoa; Nematoda; Chromadorea; Rhabditida; Rhabditidae
Exons: 2
Coding region: 1-234 (77 amino acids)
Source: RefSeq, a predicted model, not a curated record